CAUAUAACCACAUUCUCGAUCAAUACUUACAAAAAUAGACACUAUGACAAAACUAGCCUUAAUUCUUUCUCUUUGCAUCAUUUUCACAACUUUCAUCUCUUCCUCUAAUGCCAUUUCCUCUUGCAAUGGCCCGUGCAAAUCGUUAAACGAUUGCGAUGGGCAAUUAAUAUGCAUUAGAGGAAAAUGCAACGAUGACCCUGACGUUGGAACCAAUAUUUGUGGAGGAGGAGGAGGAGGAAGUUCUCCUUCUCCUCCGUCUACUGGUUCAACGCCAGGUAUGCUAACUCUUAACGACUUUAGUGAAGGUGGAGACGGGGGUGGUCCAUCAGAAUGUGACGAGAAAUAUCAUGAUAACAACGAAAGAGUAGUCGCGUUGACUACUAGAUGGUACGAUAAUGGUUCAAGGUGUGGAAAAAUGAUACGUAUUCGGGCCGAUAAAAAUGGCAAGAGUGUAAUGGCUAAGGUUGUGGAUGAAUGUGACAUAAAAGAUGGUUGUAAAAAUAAUGUAGUGGAUGGUUCAAUUGCUGUGUGGAGAGCUUUGGGAUUGAAUACUGAUGAGGGAAGAGUUCCUAUUACUUGGUCCAUGGCCUAGGAGAUAUAUCACUACCAAAAAGUCCGAUAAAUUCUGUAGCUAAUCAGCAGAAUUCAUCGUUGAUCCUAUUUAGAGAUCGAUACUUAAUAAAAAGAGAAAUUGUUACCACUUGGUCCAUAUGGCCUAGGAGAUAAUAUUAUUAUUACUCCUAUAUAUGUGGCUUAAGUUUACUUUAAUUUAUUAUGUGUGUUUUGUUGUAAUAGAGUAAAGUUUGAAUAAUUGUGUCAUCUUAUUAUUAUAUAAAAUAUGUGAUAAGAUGGACAUUACUAGUGUACCUCAAGAAUUUGUUAUGAAAUAUUUCUAGUUAAUAUGUAUGGGUU
Solanum stenotomum is the source of this 912-nucleotide messenger RNA. Its product is annotated as kiwellin-like. Lineage: Eukaryota; Viridiplantae; Streptophyta; Magnoliopsida; Solanales; Solanaceae. The coding region runs from base 44 to 592 and encodes 182 amino acids. The transcript has a single exon. The record is from RefSeq and is a predicted model, not a curated record.